GGCCGGCAGCGGGCGGGGAGCGCGGCGGCGGCUGGGAUGGACGUGACCGGGCCCGAGACCGACUGGCGCAGCACCAACUUCCGGCAGAAGCUCGUCAGCCAGAUUGAUGAAGCAAUGAGGAAGGCCGGUGUUGCCCACAAUAAGUCCAGCAAGGAUAUGGAGAGCCAUGUGUUUAUGAAGGCCAAAACAAGGGAGGAAUAUCUUUCUCUUGUGGCCAGACUUAUUAUCCAUUUUCGAGAUAUCCACAAUAAGAAAUCUCAAGCCUCAGUCAGUGAUCCAAUGAAUGCCCUGCAGAAUUUAACUGGGGGUCCCCCAGCAGGGGCGCCUGGAAUGACCAUUGCUUCCCGAGCUCAAGGAGCACCGAUGAGUGGGAUGGGUGGCCUUGGCCCAAUGGGGCAGCAGAUGAGUCUCCCAGGACAGCAACAGCCUCCUGGAAGCACGGGAAUGGCCCCUCAUGGUAUGCCUGGUGUCUCAACAGCUACUCAGCAGACCCAACUUCAGCUUCAGCAGAUAGCUCAGCAGCAACAGCAGCAGCAGCAGCAAUUCCAGCAGCAACAGGUGGCUUUGCAGCAACAGCAGUUCCAGGCCCAGCAAUCAGCCAUGCAACAACAGUUUCAGGUGCAGCAGCAGCAGGCAGCAGCAGCUGCAGCAGCCCAACAGCAGCAGCAGCAACAGCAGCAGUUGCAAGCCGUCCAGCAGCAGCAACACAUGUUGAAACUGCAGAUGCAGCAGCAGCAAAACCAGCAGCAGAUGCAGCAGCAACAGCAGCAGCAGCAACUACAGCGAAUUGCCCAAAUGCAACAGCUGCAAGCAGCACAGGCUAUGCAGGUACAACAGCAGCAGCAACAGCAGCAGCAACAGCAGCAACAAAUACCACAGCAACAGCUACAGCAGCAGCCACCUCAACAAGUAAUGCAACAGCAGAUGCAACAGAUGCAGCAGCAGCAACAGCAACAACAGGUUGCUCAGGCACAGCAAUCUCAGCUUCCACCACAAUCCCAGCCUCAACCCCAGCCCAUGGUAUCUCAGGCACAGGCAAUCUCUGGACAAAUUCCUGGUCAGGUUAUGCCUGUUACUCUCACGCCACAGCAGUUAAAAGCAAUGCAGGUAAGAGCACAACUGGUCCAGCAGCAGCAUGCGGCAGCAGCAGCAGUGCAAGCAGCUCAGGCUCAAGCUGCUCAGAUGGGAGCAUCAGCGCAGAUGAUCACCGCACCUAUGGCCCGAGGUGGGAUGCAAAUAAGACCACGGUUCCCGCCUACCACCGCAGUGUCUGCUACACCGCCAAGCUCCAUUCCUAUGGGCGGACAGCAAAUGCCACAGGUCAGCCAGAACAGCAUUACCAUGAUGUCAUCCCCAUCUCCUGUCCAGCAGGCUCAGACACCCCAGUCAAUGCCUCCACCACCACAGCCACAGCCGUCUCCUCAACCAGGCCAACCAAAUUCUCAGCCAAACUCAAAUGUCAGCUCUGGCCCAGCUCCAUCUCCCAGCAGCUUUCUCCCCAGUCCAUCUCCACAGCCAUCCCAGAGCCCAGCAGCUGCACGAACACCUCAGAACUUUAGCGUCCCAUCCCCAGGUCCUUUAAACACUCCAGGAAACCCAAACUCUGUCAUGAGUCCAGCCAGUUCUAGCCAGUCAGAGGAACAACAAUAUCUGGAGAAACUCAAACAGCUAUCAAAAUACAUUGAGCCACUCCGGAGGAUGAUCAAUAAAAUCGAUAAAAAUGAAGAUAGAAAGAAGGACCUGAGUAAAAUGAAGAGCCUCCUGGAUAUCCUGACUGACCCUUCAAAACGAUGCCCUCUGAAGACACUGCAGAAAUGCGAAAUUGCACUGGAGAAGCUAAAGAAUGAUAUGGCUGUGCCUACUCCACCACCUCCCCCAGUGCCUCCCACCAAACAGCAGUACUUGUGUCAGCCACUUCUGGAUGCUGUCUUGGCCAACAUCCGGUCACCAGUCUUCAACCAUUCCCUCUACCGCACCUUUAUGCCAGCUAUGACUGCCAUUCAUGGUCCACCAAUCACGGCCCCAGUUAUCUCCUCUCGAAAACGAAAAUAUGAAGAGGAUGACAGACAGACUAUACCAAAUGUGUUACAAGGGGAAGUUGCAAGAUUAAAUCCUAAGUUCCUGGUGAACCUGGACCCCUCCCAUUGCAGUAAUAAUGGCACAGUUCAUCUCAUAUGCAAACUAGAUGACAAGAAUCUUCCAAAUGUCCCACCACUACAGCUCAGCGUUCCAGCGGACUAUCCAGAUCAGAGCCCUCUGUGGAUAAAAAACCCUAGGCAGUAUGCAGCCAAUCCCUUCUUGCAGUCAGUGUAUCGAUACAUGACUUCAAAACUGUUGCAACUUCCAGACAAGCAUUCAGUCACGGCACUCUUAAACACCUGGGCACAAAGUAUUCGUCAAGCCUGCCUCUCUGCUGCAUAAUGUGUCACUUUCUAUAUUAUGAAGCAAGAAAUCAAGUCUCAACAGCUGGCCUUUUCCACGUACCAUUUCUAAAGUCAUGGGCAUUUUGGGGAGGUUACUUCAGAAGAAAGAAGCCUUGCAUUUUUUUGUUUCUAGGUGUCAGGUUCAGUAGAGGACCUGGUAUUAGUUCUAGAUUUCAUGCUUUUUAUCUUCUGCCUCUGUGGACUUCUGUCAGCAUUUUCAAAUAUGCAGAAUGUGUAUAUAUGGUUCUCAAGACUGUAUUAGGAGUUUUUAUUGUCUUCUUAGAGAAGAAAUUAUUUGUGGACUUCCAUCAGGGAGUCUCAUUGGUAAAAGAGGAAGCAGGGAGAGAAUGCCCUAAUUUACUUCAAAGUUUGCUGAGUGCCAGUAUUCCUUUCACACUGUAUGUUUUGUGACCUGAUACUCCCCCAGAAAUAAAAAAAACUGCAAGUAAAACGUGCUUGCAAACUUCCUAGUGUUUGCAGGAAUCUUUUGUCUAUUAGCUUUGCCCUGCCCAGGGUUGGGAUAAAUUAUGGUCUUUUAGGAUACUCCUCAAAUGUGUGAGAUAAAUCAGGAUAAUUAUAUUGGUGGGGGGAAAGACUAAACAGAAGGAAAAAAAUAUUUUCUAGCUUAUUUUAAAUGCUACUUUGUAUAAAAGGGUUUUGGUUAGCAUGGACCACAGUUUUCUUGCUCUGACAGUGCAGCAGUUAGAGGAGAUAUUAAUGUGCACAAUGACUUCCCCUAUAAGUAAGUGUGUGUGUAAAGGUGGCGGUGCAACAACAGUUUAAAGCUGUAGUACCACAGAUCAAUCCAGCAGGCUUGUAGCCAUGUCUUCUUUACUAGUGGAAUAGAGUCAGUCUGAGGCAUCUGACUUGCUUGGAGGAGUUGAUGCAGUUUAGUGGCUACAUGGUGAGUUUUGUUUUCUUUUGCUUCCUUUUUAAGAGAAAAGGACAAAAAAAAAAAAAGUAAAAACAAGAAAACACAUCACAUAGCUCAGUAGCAGAUCUGACAACUGUUAUUUUGUGCCUUGAGCAAAAUACAGAGCACACAAGUUGGUUGUCAGCUGCUGUAUUGCUGUGGGCUUCCAAUGAAGACACUUGCCAUGAAUAAUUAAAUUUGUUUUCUUUUUCCCCCAUUCUCAUAGUUUGUUUGCUCUUAUUUUCUUAGUGCAGAAACAAAUUCAGGUUUCAGAUGUUCCAGUUAUAUCCUAUUUUAUCUCCCUGUAUUGUGCAGCAAAUCUUAAAGAGCAGCUGCACUCUCUCAGUAGUGCCAAGAAAUUGCACUGACCUUUGUAAAUGUGUGAUGUUGGUUUUAGUAUCUUGGGUACUUAGUAACCACUAACUGAGGCAGCAGAAUGCUAUCAGUAUUUUGUACAUGAACUAAUGCAUUAUCUGUUUGUUUCUAUUGUAAUAAAUUUAUUAUUAUUCCUGUGUUGGAUGCUAACAUUAUACUACUCUUCCCAUGUUGAUCCUCAGAUACCAGUUCUGUUGCAUCCCUUGGAUGAUGGUUACUUUGUUCUAGGCCAGGAGAUCUCACAAGGUUAUUCUUCAAGCAGUCCUACUUCUAAAGGAAGAAUAUUGGAGGACAGAGACGAGUUCAAAUCAUGCAAGGAAAAAAAAAUAUUAGGAUUUUUCAAACUAGAGUGAACUUUGUGGUAAACAACUGAUUCUAUUAUGUAGGUGCUUUUUCUGUUCUUCAGGUACUCUCUGUUUGCUAGGAGCUUUCCUCAUAGGCAGUUUUGGCAAGCAUGUAACUGUAUGACUGAAUAAAAAUGUUUGUACAUGUAUUUUUUUGUUACAUUGCUAAAGAAACAAAGCAGUGAUUGUGAUGUAGCCCUAACUUAGUUUGGAGAACAAACUUAAUGAAUGCUAUGUUUGAGGUAUCUAAAUGUGUGCAGGUUAUUUUGAAGGAUAGAGUCCUCCACACUACAGCAUGGAAUAAGCUGAAUUGUAGAUCUGGACAUAGUAAGUUCAUAGAACCCCUCUGAGUUCUGUACCAUGCAGCCAAAUAUCCCCUAUGUCUCUAGACUAGACUGCACUGCAGAUGACAGUGACUUUGUGUUUUCAGUGUGAUGGCUUGUUCUUCCCACCCUGAAAAAAAGUCACAUUCACUCAAACACGUAAGAAGACUUUUAUAAAAAUAAAAUUUACAUUAAAAACUCAAUUGAAUUUGAUAUUAAAAAUAUUUUAAGGUAUCUGAUAAUUCAAACAUUUUACUCAUUGGCUAUCCUAGGGUAAUUAUCCUUUGAACAUUUAUUUUUACAAGUAUAGUGACAGGAGAAACUCAGUGUUCAUGUGGUUUCCGUCCUUCAAAGAAGAAAGUCAUUAUUACAGCAUAAAGAAAAUAGCUGAAGAGGAUAAUGAACGUGCAGCCCACUGGCCCAAUAUAAAACCAGGAUGCAAUGAAGUACAGCAUUAGCAAGGAAAUAAGGGUCCUGUAGCUAGCCAGAAACCUCAGACUGAUUCUUGGUCCCCAGUUCCGGUUUGUUCUGUCCUUCAGCACAGGACUGUACCUGAUUUUGUGUACGAAGUGAGGGUUUGUAAGAUGGUAGCAACAAAAUCUGCCAAUAAAAUCUUCCCUGGAGCAAAGCACUUCCAUCUGCUCAGCAAACUGAGGUAAGAAAAUUGAAAUAUUAGUAUUCUACUGCAACUAAUGGUAUAAAGUAAGCAUCGCUUUAUUUUACAGUUUUCUUCAUUUGUAGCAUGAAUAUACGGGGGGAAAGUGUUACAGGAAAUUCUAAGAAUGGAUCAAAUACACUAAAAGCAAUUCUUCUAUUUAACUCUGGACUUCCCUUGAGUCUAUAAUGCCUAUAGGAAGGAAAAGACUUGCUUUAUCCUGAUUUAGGAAUAUUAAUUCUUAAUUAUAUUCUCCUUGCUCAAACAUAAAGAUGCAUUUAAAAUAUUCUGAGUGCUUUGUGUAAGGAAAGCAAAAUGAGAGGUAAACUAGCAGGCUUAAUGCUAUUAGGAGAUAUUUAUGCACACAUCCAUUAUUAGCAUAUACCACUGCACACCCACAAUGAAGGGGAGAGUGCAAGAACAAAGCAUUAAGCAUCAAGCAUUCUAUGUGCAGAUGUGAUGAAGAACAGGGUGCUGUACUUACCCUUUCAUUGAGUGCUGAGGAUAAACGAUACAGGAGGCGGACAAGAGUGGCGUUCUCAUAACUGCGUAUGGGCUGAAGCUCAGUGUCCCCUUGAUACUGCACAUCAAAUCUACGUAAGCCAUUUAUCAUCUAGAAAUGAAAACAUAAACCCUGCAUAGUGUAGCUCCCACUGAAAUGCCUUUAUACUGGCAGCUUUCUUACUCCCAGAAAAAUUACGUUUUUUGGGAUGUAGGACAACUUGUUUUCUCAAGAACAAGCUAGGGCAGCAGUAUGGAAUGAUUCUCUUCUCACCUGGUACCGACCAAGAGGUGUAAGAAUGAGGCCAUCCUCACUUUCAAUGCAGUCUGGAAGCUGUUUUUUUCCAUUCUCAUCUUGAGCUGUCCCACACUUCAUCAUCAUCUGGGUCAGCUGGGCUUCAUUCAGCUAUUGCAGAAUGACACAGUGUUAAAGUAAUUUUUAGAACAUCUAUUUCAUUUACCUCUCCUUUCACAAGCUCCUUAGCAGUGGAUGCCUUUGACAGCCAGCACAAGUACCAAGAAAUCCCUAAAAGCACCUCUGUUAAAAAUAAAAAGGAGAUGAAGUCUUGAUUUCCAUAUUUAUCAAAUCCCAGAGAAGUGUUCUGUUUGAUAUCCCCUUUCUCCAGGAGAGCUCCAAAAUAGCUGUCUUUUCCAUCAAUUCUAUCAUGAGUGUAUGUAGCAAACAGAACUUAACCUGUUCUAAGUGUAAAUAAAAAGAGAAUAUCUACUUCAUCCUUUUAUCUAGAGUUGCAGGUACAUGUUUUAUUUCUUGUAGUUCUUUACCUUUAGAAGAUAUGGGACUGGUUUUCAAGUCUAGGCUGUGCGCUGCCUCUUUGUAAACAUGAGAGUACGUACAACUUAAGACUGAGGUUUCAUAUAAACUACAGAAGAGUCCAAUAAAAUGGUUACUUAAAGUGGACUUGAUAAUUAGAAAUUCCGUUCUAUUUAUAUGGAAAUGUAUUUUGAAGUAUUUAGGUGAAGUCAAGCCUAAGUGAUAUUCACAGGUUUUCUGGCAGGGCCACUGGAUGGCUUUGUGAUCCAAAAAGUGUAAGAGAGCUAGAAGUGUAUUUGAGGAAUCCUGACUCUUGUUUGUACUGCCUCACUAGAAUUUAUUAAAGAGGUGUUGCAUACCUUAAAGAUUUGACAUAGGUAUUCCAGUGCCUUUUCUAAAUAUUCAUCUGUUUUUUUGAUGCUGUCUUGUCCAAUUUCAUCAAGGUCAUUGCCAGUGUAGGAACCGUUCAUCUCAGAUGGUGUGAACUUAAACCAUGAAAAGAAGGAAUGGCUAGCUGUUGUCUCUGCUGAAUGGUCUGAUAUGGAUUUUGCUGUCUGCUGUGCCUGGCAGAUCAGCUGAGCCAGUUUUAACACCUGAAACAAAGAAAAUAAUUAAACAUGAGCUGUAAAGGACCUUUAAGCAUCAAUAUAUGUGGAUAAAACCAUGCCUUCACACCUGACAGGGAGCAAGCCCAGCAAACUUGCUCACUUAGUUCAUGUUAACUUGUAGUAGUUGCAUUUCCAAUGAACAUACAUUCACUGAGGUUGAAAUAUUUAAGACAUGUUUUCUUUUUUCCACCUGCUUUUCUUUUUUUCCUCUGCCUGCUGGAGUUAUCAGACUGGCUGAUGGAUACUGCUCCAUAGCUCCAUACAAUGAAUCAGAAGUUCAUAGCAAACAUUUGAAAAGAGAAACUGGCAAGCCCUUAAGUUAACUUAUUUACCAAAGAGUAAGUAGAUUUUUACAGCUGAGUAGAGUGAAGUUUUCCACUCCUAACUUCUGUAACAUGGAUGCUAUGGAUGCUCAGAAUUAAGAGACCACUUGUCAAAAUCAAAAGACACGUGACAAGAUGCCUGUUGCUUACCAAGUUCCUGACUUCUGUGCCAAACAUCUGUUUGUACUGGAAGUCCUGUCCUUCCAGGCUGUAAACGUGACUCUUCACCUUAAAUGAGGCAUCUGUAAUAGUUGGAGGCCACGAUGACAAGAAGCUUCCACCAAGUGUGGGAGUCAUAAAAAGUCGGUGUUGACGAUGAGGAAUAACAAGUUCUGGCUCCAGGAAUAACUGUUCUCCUAAAGUUUGAAGGAGUCGUGAAGAUGGUUACAUGAUAUUCCAGGUUUUGGCUGAACAAAGUCUAGCUGCAAGGCAUCUUAAGGUUUUUGGGUUAGUUGUUGGGUUAGGGUGUUUUACAUUUUCUUAAAUCAGAGUGUAUCUAAAUGCCAACUGUACAGAUAGCAUUUUAAGUCUAUAUUUUCAUUGAAGGCACUGGAGAAUCACAGUACUUUAAUACUUGUUAAAUCUCGCCUCUCCUGAAUUUCCUGUUUCCUAGUUAUCCUUAAAUGCAAAUGUGAUUAGCUGCCUACUUCUUUUGUUAAGCAUAAACACACUGAGGAGUAUAAGACUACCUAACCCUGAGCUUAAAUAACCAAAUACUAACUUUAUCAUAAACACCCAAUGUUGCGUUCUUCGUUCUUCAAGGAAAAUUUGUGUAAUGAAAUGUGAUGGUGACUGUAAACAUACUAAACCAGUAUUACAAACUAACGUGAAGACGUGCAGAUAUUUGAAGGGUAAAAUGGCACGUAAAAUACAAAAGUAUAUCUAUUCAGUACUUCUGAGGUAGGUUGGUACCUAUUGAGAUGAAAGAGUGAGACGGGACAGCAUGAGAUGUCAAAAUAUCCAUUUACCUUUCAAGAUCAUUUCAGCUAGGUUGGGCUGAGCGAAGACCUUGGCUACUCGGAACACCAUCAGAGCAUUUUUUGGGCUGACCAAGUCUGUUCGAAGAGUUCUGUUCAAAAAUCCUACAAACAGCUUAGUAUACAUAAGUAGAUUUUCUUGAAUGAAGGCAGCCCUGUAAGGAGUGAGUACAGAAUUUGUGAGUACAGCUAUUUAAAUAACUAUUUAGGAAUUCACUAAGGGAGUGUUUUUGUACUAUCUCUGAAAAGAUGAGCUGUUUGCAACUGAGACAAAGGAGAAUACUCUCAGAACAAAAGGUAUUGUAAGAAAUAAUUUCUGAUCUUGUGCAGGAAGCUAAUUUACAUUAGGGAGUACUUCUCUGAGAUCCUGGUGAUGUACUCAAGAUUGCAUAAACUUGAGACUUGUUUCAGACUCUCAGCUGCUUUCCUACUUACCAUUUCUCUGACACGCUGCGAGGCAAGAGCUCUGCAGUUUGAGGUGGCUUUUCAGGAGCAUACCUCCAUGGCUGUAAGUAACUUAACCACAUCUCAAGAACCUAAGCAAAAACCACACAUAAAAAACAGUAAAGUCUUACUUGCACAGAAGCCAUGGGCUCUGUAAAGCUUUUUGGCUGACGUUUUGCCUUCUAUGAAUUCCUCAAAAAAUGCGAUAUAGAUGACUAUAGCUUUAUUAAGCAGUACCUGUCUGUUACAUCCUUAAUUUUUCAACUCUUAAAUAAAUGACAACCUUGUAGAA
This is a messenger RNA of Lagopus leucura (white-tailed ptarmigan), 8950 nucleotides long. It is a transcript of the gene MED15, whose product is annotated as mediator complex subunit 15. Bases 37 to 2421 code for a protein of 794 amino acids. The record is from RefSeq and is a predicted model, not a curated record. Gene Ontology annotation, molecular function: transcription coregulator activity. The transcript has 19 exons. Lineage: Eukaryota; Metazoa; Chordata; Aves; Galliformes; Phasianidae. Gene Ontology annotation, biological process: regulation of DNA-templated transcription.